Molecule: messenger RNA, 2225 nt
Organism: Maniola jurtina (meadow brown)
Lineage: Eukaryota; Metazoa; Arthropoda; Insecta; Lepidoptera; Nymphalidae
Product: xaa-Pro aminopeptidase 1-like
Exons: 11
Coding region: 70-2214 (714 amino acids)
Source: RefSeq, a predicted model, not a curated record
AAUGGGAAAAGUGUUAUUCGUUUUGUUUUUAUUAAAUAGUGUAUAAAAAUCAGGAAAAAAAACUGCAACAUGUAUAUCCUGAUCGUCGCGUUUGUGGCGAGCAGUUUCAUCUUUGAAGUAUGUUCCGCCGUCCGCAUGACAACCACCACCUCAACUUUGCCACCACCAACAAUAUCAACGCCCGUCACGAUGGCCUACAGCCCCGAACUGCCGACAGUUCCGCCUCAAGUCUGCGCCGAAGCCACCAGUACUAUCACGCCGCUGGGAAGACUGCGCAGUGCUAUGAGAGACAUCAGCUACGUGCAGAAGAAUGUCUUGGACGCUUUUAUUAUAUACUACACCGACGAACAUUUGAGUGAAGAGCCAUCAGCGGAUGAACGCAGAUUAGAAUACUUCAGCGGUUGGGACGGCCCCGGCACUGCUGUGGUGCUGGCGGACGGCGACGCGGUGGUGUGGGUGCCGCCCGGCGAGACGCGCCGUGCUCGCGCCGUGCUCUCGUGCGCAUGGCACGUGGUCGACGUCGACAACCUCAGUCCGACCGAUGGCAUCGGCGAAUGGCUCAUUAAGUACGCGCCGCGUAGCGCUCGCAUCGGCGCCGACGCUCGUCACAUCAAUAACAACAAAUGGGAGGCGUUGUAUAACACCCUGCAACGGGAGGGCAUGCAGCUUUUCGCCAUCCCCACCCUUCUCGACCAGCUGUGGAAUGAGGAACUCGACCCGGAGAAACGAAGACCGGAAGUUAAUAGAGUCGUGGCUAAGUUGCACAAUUCCUCCUACACAGGUAUGACAUGGCGUCAAAAAGUUAACCUUGUCCGCAAUGAGCUCCGGUUAAGUGGUGUUGAAGCCAUGGUGGUGACUGCACUAGAUGAGGUGGCGUGGCUCCUCAACGUGCGCGGGAGGGACUUGCCCUAUGCGCCGCUUCUGAAGGCCUUCGUCUUCGUCAGUAUGCGAGAGGUUCGGGUCUAUGCGCCUCCGGGAAAGCUCUCUAUGCCAGUGCGGGAAGCUCUCGCAGUGUACAACUGCUUUCCUAACUCUAACAACUGCACCAGGGUAAAGGACUACUCUGAGAUAUAUUCAGACUUACGAAAAGCUACAGAGUCAAAGAUUCUCAUACCGCAAGAGGGGACUUUCCAAAGAGGCGCAUCGGCUGCUAUCGCUCAAAUCAUCCCGGCUACCAAACGAAAGUUUCAAACUUCGCCAAUACUGUAUUUCAAGGCGCAGAAAAACCAAGCGGAGAUAAUGGGGAUGCAUAAAGCACAUCUACGUGAUGCUGUGGCCAUGUGCACCGUCCUGAGUUACAUGGAAGUCGUGGGGAAAUCUGGCUUAAACGAGAUAACAGUGGCGACGAAGGUGGACAUAACUCGCGGCACACAGGCCGGCUACGUCGGCAUGUCCAUGCAAACGCGCGUCGCCUUCGGGCCCAGUGGCGCGGACCCAGAGUACAGGGCUACCAGGGCCAGCAAUAGAAGGAUAUACCCCAACUCCACGCUUGUUAUACAGUCUGGAGGGCAAUACUACGAAGGUACAACGGCAGUAACGCGGACUUUACAUUACGGGAUACCAACAAGAGAGGAGCGCAAAGCAUACACGACCGUACUGCGCUCGCUGGCGGCUCUGGCUAUGCUGCAGACACCGGCCACGCUACCAGCAGGGCAUACAGACCCUAUCGUUAGAGCGCCUCUAUGGGCUUUCAGACAAGACUAUAACCAGCCUACUGGGUACGGGAUGGGGGCUGCUUUGAACAGAAAAGAGGAUCCAGUUGUAAUUGAUUACAAGCAAGAUAUCAAUUUGCAUCCGUUUAGAGAAGGCUACUUCAUUACUUGCGAGCCGGCUUGGUACGAAAUGGGAAAAUAUGGAGUGAAGUUAGGGAAUGUUCUGGAAGUGGUGCCACGACCUGUCGGAUACCUGAGCUUCCAGGAAGCGACGCUCAUACCUUACGAAUAUAAAUUGAUUGAUAGGAACCUACUAACAGAGUACGAGAUCAACUGGUUAAACGCUUACAACGAGCGAAUAAGGAAGAUAGUAGGUCCAGAGCUAAAAGACCAGGGACUUACCGACGUCUACUACUGGAUGAUGAACAAAACAAUACCCAUCGAGUCGCCCAGAGCUAAGAAGAACAGCCCAAACUCCGCCUUCUCUUAUACUGUCGAUUUUGAAAUUACUUUAGCCCUCGCAUCUGUGGUCUUCACUUUCGAUCGUUAUAUGAAUUACUAGGGGUUAAAUUA